CGCCUCUGCACAUGCGCAGAAAAUCAUUGGAACUUCCUUGUCAAAAGAGAAUGGAUGUUGUGAUUUUAGCUAGCUAAAUAACUUCAAAGUUGGUUAGCUACCGAGUUUACUCCAAUAAUAAUUGUAAUCUCUCCGUUUGGCCAACUCUUACACCAAGGUUUUCGCGUAUUCGAAAUGGGGAAAGGCUGCAAAGUUGUGGUGUGUGGUUUGGCAUCUGUAGGAAAAACAGCCAUCCUUGAACAGCUGUUAUAUGGCAAUCACGCAGUUGGUUCAGAGUCCACUGAGACCCAGGAGGAUGUGUAUGUGGCGUCGGUGGAGACAGACCGCGGUGUGAAGGAACAGUUACGUCUCUAUGACACCAGAGGGCUCCACGACGGCCUGGACCUUCCCAAGCACUACUACUCUGUGGCGGACGGCUUUGUGCUGGUCUACAGCGUGGACAGCCUGGAGUCCUUCAAGAAGGUGGAUGUCCUCAAGAAGGAGAUAGACAAAUCCAGAGACAAGAAAGAGGUGAUGGUGAUUGUGCUAGGGAACAAGACGGACCUGCGUGAGCUUCGUCAGGUGGAGCACGAGGCAGCGCAGCAGUGGGCGCGGGGGGAGAAGGUCAAACUCUGGGAGGUCAGCGUCACUGAGAGGAACUCUCUCAUUGAACCCUUCACCAUGCUCACCAGCCGCCUCACACAGCCUCAGAGCAAGUCUGCCUUCCCUCUUCCAGGACGCAAGAGCAAGGGCACAACGUCCAAUGACAUCUGAACUGAACUCAACCUUGAGCGUACCUAAGAUCCAAGUACUUCGGGGAGGGGGAGAUGUCAGAGUAGGAUCGAUGAGUUAGCCAGCCAAAUUACAUUAAUAUUCUGACUUCAUAUCAAGAUAGAUAUCCAUGAAAUAUGGGCAAAGACAUAGUAACUGACUCGACAACCAACAACCCAUUAAAUUCCCUUAAAAUAACGCUUUUUUUUUUUUAAUACAA
Salvelinus sp. IW2-2015 is the source of this 970-nucleotide messenger RNA. RefSeq names its product NF-kappa-B inhibitor-interacting Ras-like protein 1. Lineage: Eukaryota; Metazoa; Chordata; Actinopteri; Salmoniformes; Salmonidae. Gene Ontology annotation, molecular function: GTPase activity; GTP binding; GTPase activating protein binding. Gene Ontology annotation, biological process: canonical NF-kappaB signal transduction; Ral protein signal transduction. The record is from RefSeq and is a predicted model, not a curated record.